This is a messenger RNA of Dendrobium catenatum, 1576 nucleotides long. RefSeq lists its product as uncharacterized. Bases 252 to 1439 code for a protein of 395 amino acids. Gene Ontology annotation, molecular function: nucleic acid binding; RNA-DNA hybrid ribonuclease activity. The record is from RefSeq and is a predicted model, not a curated record. The transcript has 11 exons. NCBI's taxonomy places the organism in Eukaryota, Viridiplantae, Streptophyta, Magnoliopsida, Asparagales, Orchidaceae.
UUUUUAGGGUUUCUCAUUUCCUUCUUAUCCCCGCGAACUAGCAAUACCAACGUGCCUGCCGCCACACGAAUUUGAGGUCUGAAUUCUGGUUCAGGCUGACUUCUUACUGUGCGCUAUCAUCAAGAAGUUCAACUCUUCGCAGCUGCCUUGAGCCGUGCUGAGAGGAGCGGGUAUCACCAGCAGCAGUUGCGAGGUGUGCGUUAUAGAAUAUUAUUUUGGAACUGUCCGUACUUCGUAUUGGAAACCCUGUGAUGAACUGCAUUUCGUACCUAUCUUCUGCAGCUCUAUUUUCAUGGAUGAGGCAUGUGGUCGUGAGGAGUUCAUUUUCUGGCCUAUCUAUUGUAACCUGGAAAAGAAGCAUAUGGCAUACUGGCAUUAGAGUGAUUGGCCUUGAUUCCUGCUUAACUGGAUUUCGUAUUAAGUGCUUGUCUGCUCGACGAUCACGCAUUUCAAGAUCAUCAAAGGUGAAUCUUAAGCCAAUCAUGGCAGAUGAAUCUGAUGCAUUUUAUGUUGUUCGAAAAGGUGAUAUAGUUGGCAUCUACAAAAGUUUAAGUGAUUGUCAGGCUCAAGUUAGCUCUUCGGUAUGCGAUCCUUCGGUUAGUGUGUACAAAGGUUACUGCUUGCGCAAGGAAACUGAAGAUUACUUUGCUUCUCAGGGGUUUAAAGAUGCUCUAUAUUCCAUGCAUGCAGCACAUUUAAAAGAUGAUAUGUUUAGUACUCUUGUGGCUUGUCCUUUCCAGCAACCAGAUGGACUAGCCUUUUUGGUUGACAAGACACUUAAGGGGAUUCCUCCGCAAAAGAGAUUACAAGAAGUGGGAAUCACUGGCUCUAAUGACGAGCCAACGUCACCACCAAACAAAUUUUCUAAAAUGGUUCCCACUGUUGAAGCUCAAACAAUAAAAAGAAAACCUGGGAUUGCUGUCUCAAGCGUCAUGCCAACUGCACCAUCAAACAAGCAUUCCAAAAUGGCUCCUGUCGUUGAAGCUCAGCCAAACAGUGAACUUAUGACUUGCAUACUUGAAUUUGAUGGUGCUUCUAAAGGUAAUCCUGGUAUGGCUGGUGCUGGAGCAGUACUGAGAGCAGAAGAUGGGAAUGUGAUUUCUCGUGUUCGCGAAGGCUUAGGUAUUACAACAAAUAAUGUGGCUGAAUACCGUGCCUUAAUUUUGGGAAUGAAAUAUGCUCUCAUGAGAGGCUUCAAGCAUAUCAGGGUGCAAGGUGACUCCCAAUUAGUUUGCCUUCAGGUUCAAGAUCUCUGGCAAACUAAGAACCAGAAUAUGGCUGAUCUGUGCAGAGAGGUGAAAAAGCUGAAGGAUAUGUUCCAGUCAUUUAGCAUCACGCAUGUUAGAAGGGAGUUCAAUGCCAUUGCUGAUAAUUUGGCCAACUUAGCUGUUACUCUUCCAGCUGGAGAAGUUUGUGAAGAUUUUGGCCCCUUGAGUUGAGUCUGGUGAUUAUAAUUUUUCUUCUGUUAUCUCAAAAUCAGCUUUUCUGAAGCAAUUUGUAGGAAAAGAAUGGAGCAAACUGAAUAUUCUUUCAACCAAAUAAAUAUUAUUUUUUGCUGGUGGCUUUUACUUCCCCA